Molecule: messenger RNA, 807 nt
Organism: Dibothriocephalus latus
Lineage: Eukaryota; Metazoa; Platyhelminthes; Cestoda; Diphyllobothriidea; Diphyllobothriidae
Source: the annotation of a GenBank genome assembly
AUGGCAUCGGUCUUCGGCAGGGAUUACAACGAUAUUUUGAGUCGGUUUGAUGAUGCUGCUGAUACGGUUAGUUUUAUUUGUAUGAUGAAACAGAAAUUUAUUCCGGAGGUUGUCUUAAAUUGGGUCGUCCUCAUAAUAAUAUAUUUUUACGUCAUUCAGACAAUCGGUUACAAUAUCUGGACUCGAAUCUUCCUCAUGCGCAAUCUUUCCCUCAUGGGAAGCUUGCUUUUACUCAUCGCCGAGGCCUCGCAAGAAUCCAGGAGCCUGUUGGCCGGAUUGCCGUCUGCGGGCGGAAAUGCGUCACGACAGUACUUGCAACUGGGUGGUCGUAUCCUCGUCGUGCUUAUGUUUGUCACUCUAAUUCAUUGGGACGGAAGUUUCUUCUACCUCAUUCAAGUGAGUGCUUCCCAUAUUUUGCAUUUUUUGAAAGUUCUUGCCAUCCCGUUCGUCAGUAGUUCGUCAUGUCGGGAUGCUGAGACAUGCCACAUCCUCUAUGGUUCCCUGGUCUACAACCAGUCAUUUGACGGGCUCUGUAAGAUCGAUACUAAAGCGGCUGCACACCUGGCUCUCAUACUGCUCGUUGCCAUCGGUUACAAGGCGAAACUCUGUGCCAUCGUUCUGGUCGCCUGGCUCGGCUGCAUCAACAUGUACUACAAUUGCUUCUGGCGUGCCUACGAUGAUGAAAUAAUGUGGGAUUUCCUGAAGUAUGAUUUUUUCCAGACCUGGUCAGUCAUUGGUGGCCUUCUGCUAAUCGUUGCUCACGGUCCUGGCGGUGUGAGUGUGGAUGACUAUAAGAAGGAAUUCUAA